UAUCAAUGCGUUCUUUCGUCCACGAUCAGUCUAUUUAAUACAUUUAGCGCCGUUCGUCGCAAUCUAAUAUGGCAAGCAGUAAUAAUGCUUCCAAGAAGAAAGACAAACGAACGACUCUGCUCGACUUCGACUUGUCAACAACUUUAGGUAAGUAGACACGGAUGCAUAGCAGCGAAGAAGUAUCUUUGUGAUCUAUUUACAGUGCUAAGAAUAGCUUUCCUCUAAUGAGGUCGUUAGCGCUUCGCACUAUGGAGGCUGAAUAAAUCGCCUAACCCUCUCUCUGUCUCUCUCUCUUGCACAGGAACGGGGACGUUUGGAAGAGUGUUACUUUGCCGAGACCGAAGGUCUGGCGAGUAUCAUGCCUUAAAGAUAAUGAAUAUACGAGAAGUGAUCAGACUUAAACAAGUUGAACACGUCCAAAACGAGAAGAAUAUUUUGUCGAAGAUCGAGCACCCAUUCAUCGUCAAUUUGUGAGUAUGACUUGUAAACACUUAGAGCAUGAGCAAACUUCAUUACAUAUCUAUGGAGGAGUUUUCUCGCGCUGCGCUUUACAAAAAAACGGCCCUGAAAUGUUUCCCGGAAUUUUUCCUUUUCGAAGCUUCGCAUUUAAAAUCAGCGCUCUGCUGCUCAUUUGUAAAGAAUAUCCGUGCGAGGUUCCCUCCGCGCGGAACCUGUGGGGUUAUGUAUACAAGGCUACUUUCGAAAGUAAGCUUCUUCGAUUCGUUCUUAAAAAGUCUAUGUACAGAUACUUAAAUGUCGUCAAUGUUAGCUUUGUGUAUAUAUAAUGAGAAUUAAGCCAGUUCAUCCAAUGAUAGAGUGAAGAAGUAUCUUACACGACGUCGCUCCCCUUGAGUAUCGAAGUGAUCAUGAUCUCUUAACGGGUCUCUAAGUAGGAAGCCAUUUUACUCUUUCCACCACGUGAAACUGAAUUCCAAAGGCUAAUUGGUUUGCAUAUUAAUGUUAAUGCUGGUCUUUGAUUGUUUAACAAUGUUCAGAUUGUUACCGAUGUCGUUGAAAUUCUAUCGUAUUACGUGUCUAGUGCGCCGUUGUAAGAGUCGUGUCUUACGGGAAGUUUUACAAAGGAAUGGGAUUGACAUGGUUUUGUGUCUCGUUCGUCACGUAUUCGUCACAGUCAAGUGAAUCGAACGUUCGAUCAUGAGCAAGUGAAUUGAGUGAAUCGAGCUUUCGAUCACAAAGUGGCGGUCGACCUGAGAACAAGCAUAAAAAUAUAAAGAGAGUUGAAGUCGACAUGAUGCACUACCUCUGAAAUUUCAGUGGAAGGAAAAAACUUGUAUUCAUUUUGAAUGUGUAUGCAUAUGAAUUUGCAAAUUUUAAAUUCAACCCAAAUUCUCUUGUUUUUGCUAAGGGCUAUUUUUUCUUUAAAGCACUAUUAAGUCAGCCAAACAAACAUGCAUUUAAUAAUCUUUUGGACUUAUCCUUGGGAAGGAGUAGAAAGAGCAGUUGUUCGUGGUCUCUUUGUUGUUGAAGGAUGGUUUUAGUAGAGCAUCGCUUAUUAUAAGUAUUUUCUUGAGGUCGAGCUAAGUGGCUAGUCUUCAUUAAAUACGACCUGAGUACAUCCUAGAUUUGUAACCUUAAUUGCCCAAGAAAAUCCAGAUGCAUACCACAUACUUAAGUCAAUUGCUUCUUAUUUAGAAUUUAAUUUAAAAGUCUAAUCUGUAAACAAAAAAAACAAGGAGUAAAUGGAGAAAUUAGUUAAAAAAUUUAAUAUCUUGCUGUUAAACUAUUGAAAUGAAUGGAUAAGGUUAACCUCAAGUUGUGACACAUGACACUGUUUUUACUCUAUCACUACUAACUACAGAGUUGUACAAAGCAGCUAUGGUAUGCUGAUGUCUCCUAAACUCUUAAAUUGGAAUGUUUCUCUGAGCUUCAGUUGGUGUUAUACAGUUUCCUGCCAAAUUUGGGUGUUCAGAUUUGGUUGAAUAACCAUAAAUCCAAUUAAGUGCACUUCACAUUAAGAAGCUAACACAAACCACACCUCCUUCUUAUUGGUUAUUAAGUUUGUUUUUCACCUCCAAAUCUCAUUGUUAAGUUGUACUGUACAUAAACAUUUACAUGUUAGGAUUUAUAUUGUGAAUCUAAUAUGUUAUGUUUCGGUAAGAUGUUCAGUUCACUGACCUGCCGGGAUAUAUCUACGUACAAGGGAGCUGGUAUUUAAAGUUUUGUGAUGGUGUACAGUGUAUUUGGGUUAUGUUUGUUUACAUGUUGUGAACUUAGUAUGUCAUCUUUUAACCAGGUCGGUAGACUGGUUAUUAAUAAAGUGGCAUACAUGUUUUGAAUCUGGUAUAUUUCGUUUUAUAAGAGUGGGUUACAACAUGAUUUUGAAUGCAAUUUGGUGUUAAUAAGAAUAAAUAAUUUUUUCAAAUGCAACAAAAUGGCACAAGCCAGCAGGGCGAGUGCAAUUUGUAGUCUUUGAAAAAUUUCACAAGUGCUUAUUUACAUUAAAUUGCAUGAGAAACCAUUUUGUUAGAUGUGAAUGAUUUUCAUAAAAAAGUAUCACAGAAAGUCAAGAUGGACAAAAUUUUAGCAGCACACUUUUGUUAUUUGUAAUUUGCACUUAUGUUACAUGAAAAAUGCACACAUUUUCAGCCAAUCAGACACACAUGAUUAUUUUUCAUGAAUCUUAUUAUGAUGUAAAUUAUACAUGUAUAAUGCAAGUAAAUAUAAGGUGAACCUACAAUAUUACGUUUUUUGAUGGUGUACCAUAUAUUAGCUUGUUUGUAUAUAUUCUGUAAUAUGUCAUAUGUUUUGGUAUUUUGUACAGCAUUUGAACGUUUGUAUACAUGUUGUGAUCCUUGUAUGUUAUAUCUUGGCAAAUUGCACUUUGUAUUGACAUGUUAAUACAAAUUAUGAAUCUAAAAUACAGAGUUUUGGUAUGGUGUACUUGUUACAAACAUGUUCAAGUAUAUGUGUAUGGUUAUGUACACAUAAAGUUGGCUCGGUAUGGGAAAAAUAAUAAAUGCACUCUUGCGCUUUUUUUUUCAGUGAUAUCAGAAUUUAUAUGUGAGUAAGAGCCUGCUUUUGCAUGGGAUGUUAAUAAUUUGCAGAAUGCCUCCCAGAAUUUUAUCAGGUUUCCUACACGGACAGUUUGUUGUGACUCACAGUUAUACUCAUGAGUGGGACAGAGAUACUGUAUGAGCAUAAGUUUCUUCCUUUAAGCCUUUCAUUCUCAAGAUCUUAUUAGUAAUUCUCCUAACUGUCUGCCAUACAAUUCUUAUGAUGUUAGGCUGGAGAAUUAGUCAUUAAAACAACUACUAAUCCCCUAAUUGAUAUUUUUCUUUACCUUUAUCACUUGUCUGCUUGAUAUUGCAUUGAUAUUGAAAGGAGGAAUUCUUUCUUGUUCACUCUUGGGAGUUAAGGGGAUUAAAACUCAGCUGAGACUUGAACCUGGUCGAUUUGUAAUGAGUUUUUCUCCAGUUUGUCAACCAUUAGUCCUCCCUUUUCCUGUUAACCAUUAAAAAACUGCAGCUGAUCUUAGCAAAAGUGCUGAUGCUAGCAGUAUCAGGGAUGUGUGCCACAUGUGAACCCUCUAAAGGCCUGGCUCACCAAAGGGUCUGUGUGACUCAGUGAUAGAGUAUCAAAGCAUGGAAUCCAAAGGUCUGAGGUUUGAUUCCUCAUUGGUAUACUCUGAAUUUAUCCUUUGUACCAUGCACAUGACAAGAAAAAAAUUUCUUUGGGAAUAAAAAAACAGGCACUUAGUAAAGGCAACUCAGCUACUACUGAAAGUGAGUGUCAAGUGGUGAACUUGCGAUAAUGUGUGGGACUCAAUCAGGGAACAAAGUUUGUUUUUCACCUCCAAAUCUCAUUGUUAUGUUGUACUGUACAUUAAUAUUUACAUGUUAGGAUUUAUAUUGUGAAUCUAAUAUGUUAUGUUUCGGUAAGAUGUUCAGUUCACUGACCUGCCUGGAUAUAUUUAUAUACAGGGGAACUGGUAUUUGAAGUUUUGUCAUGGUGUACAGUAUACUUGGAUUAUGUUUGUUUACAUGUUGUGAACUUAGUAUGUCUCUUUUAACCAUACAUGUUUUGAAUCUAAUAUAUGUUGUUUUAUAAGAGCGAGUUACAACAUGAUUUUGAGUGCAAUUUGGUGUUAAUAAGAAUAUAUAAUUUUUUCAAAGGCAACAAAAUGGUACAAGCCAGCAGGGCGAGUGCAAUUUGUAGUCUUUGAAAAAUUCACUAGUGCUUGUGUCAUGUAGUGAACUAGCAAUUAUGUGUGGGACUCAAUCAGGGAACAAAAUAGAAAGGUUUAUAUGCUUAGCUUAUCUUAUCUUGUCUUUCUGUUACUUUAUUCUCACAAGGACCUUUAUUACCUUUUAUUUCCUCAAUAGAACAGUCAGAGUAACCUUUUUUUUUCUCUCUGCAGAUUAUGGACAUAUCAUGACAACACAUUCUUGUACAUGCUCCUGGAGUAUGCUUGUGGUGGAGAACUUUUCACAUAUUUGCGUACAGCAGGAAGGUUUAAUAAUGGCACAGGGUUAUUCUUUGGAGCAGAAAUAGUCUCUGCCCUAGACUAUCUCCACCAAAAUAGCAUAGUGUAUCGUGAUCUCAAGCCAGAAAAUAUUCUCCUAGAUAGAGAAGGACAUGUCAAACUUACAGAUUUUGGCUUUGCAAAAGAGGUUCAUGACAAGUAAGUUAUUUUAAUCUGAAUGUUUUCUAUUGUAAUGGUAAAUGGUCAGGAUAUGUGAAGCUGCAUAUCUUUGACUUAAGCUUUAACUUAAGCUUUUUAUUUAAAAAAAACAACAACAACAGCAAAAACAAAAAAACAUCUAGCUUUGUUUGUAGUACUCAUAAUACCGGUUCUUUCCUGAGGUGCAAUCUGCUGAUUUGUAACUAUGGGUAGAAUGAAACUCAUCUAUUGUCCCAUUUCAGGAUAUAGAUGGAAAGUAAGAAGUAGCAAGAAUUGAUUUUAUCCCUUUCAGAUAAAUGUUUGCCAAACUAGACAUUUAAUAUUCUGAUCAGUUAAGAGGAUAUGUUAGUUUCAGAAUUUCCCAUGACCUUUCCUUCCUUUCAACUUGCCGAAGAGCCCCUGUCCCCUUUAAAGAUAAGCACAUACUGUGCAACUAACUAUUGAUCAUAAAUAUUUAUUGCUUACAAGCCUUAUCACAAUUGUUGAAACAUUUUCCUUGUUUCCUCCAUGUCAAUUUUGGGAACAAGAAUAUUUUAAUGCCCAAAGAAAACUCAACUUUGGGACAGUUGGGGGGGGGGAAAGAGAAGAUUCAAUGAAUCUGGGAAAAAAAGGAUAUUUUUAACCAGGCAUGUUUUCCUUUUCUCACUUUAGAUCAAUUUAAAUUAAUUGAUCAAUAGUAAGACACUUGGGUACCAUUAAUUAAGAGCCAGGUCUGGCUAGAGCUCAUUUUUGUUUGUUUAAGAUUAAAAUCUGUCAACAAACUAAGUGCAACCCCCAGUUGAAAAAACAUGCCAACAUUUUAUGAAUUUCUAAAAUUUUGCUUAUUUUCCAAAGUCCAAAGUUCUGUCUCGGAGACUCCCUAUGUUGGCAAAACAAACGAUUUUUUUUUCUUUUGUUAUAUUAUGCCAGACAGUCUGGUUAAAAUUGUGGCCUGAAAUAACCUCUAUCCACUUGGAGUCUCUGUCCUAUUAAAACAGGUGCUACCCCUAUAAAGCCUGCUGGUAGCGCAUCAACACUACUAAAAUUGCUAUUUUGUUUUCCUGAGAAUAAAUAACAAAAUUACAUAAAAACCCAAAAGCCGCAAAAAUAUGCUUUUUCACUAGUGCAAAUAUAUCUCCCCAAAUGUUUUUUUUUUAUAAAAAGCAAGGUGGGUUUGUGGUUGAUGUGUCGCCCCAUCAGUGAAGUUGUGGUUGAAACACAAUAGUAUGAUGCAACCAUAAUUAAUCCUUUAACUCCAAAGAGUGAUUAUCAUCUAAUUUCUCCUCAAAAUACCAGCACUGAAUCACACAUUAAGGUCAUGAGAGUAAAGGAAAUGAUCACCAACAAAAGAAGCUUUUGAUCAGUAAACAAAUUCUCCUUGUCAGCAGCUUAGGAAAUGUAUAAAGAACAGUAUGGAGAAUAUGCAUACUGAUGUUAAAGAGUAAAGGAUUAAAAUUUGGAAAUGGCAAAGUUGUGAGGUUAAUAUCGCUAGCCACUACCAGUGAGAUGAAUAGUUGUGCUUAGUAUAUACUAAAACAGUUAGAAAAUAUAUUGGGCAAAAAAGUUGAUUUUAACUCAUUUAAUCUUGCAACAAUUAAAGUAUUCUCCAAGUGAACAGAAAAGGAUAUUGGGAGUUUGAGUAGCCAACAGCAUGCCUUAAAUGCCAUCCACUGUUUUGAUACAUACUAGUAAUAGUAAUAAAAUAUUUCAUGUGUCGCAAUUUUUUUUUUUUUCAGGACUUGGACUCUUUGUGGUACCCCAGAAUAUCUUGCUCCAGAAAUAAUUCAGAGCAAAGGACACAACAAAGCAGUUGAUUGGUGGGCCUUAGGAAUUCUCAUUUAUGAAAUGCUUGUUGGGUAAGAGGGACCUGUUGCUUUAAUGAAUUGUAGGAUCUUUUAGUUUUAUUUACUGAGUUGAUGAUGUAAAUUGGCCAUCAUGAAGAGUUUCUAAAGCUGUCAUUUUGAGCAGUGAAGUAGGAGUAAAGUAGGAACUGAGCCUUCGAUGAAUUAGAAGAUAUUUUUAAUUAGUUUUAUCAACUGAGUUGAGAAUGUAAAUUGGCCACCUUAAAGAGUUUCUAAAACUGAUACUUCAAGUGUUAGUCCUUCAUUAGAGCAAAGUAGGAGCAAGUAAAUAAUGACUGAAACAAUUGGUUCCAAGCCUGGUGAUUUGAAAGAAAUGGGUAUCUGUCACUACAACAAGGCCUGCACAUGCAUCCAGCACAGUGGGAGAACAUCCAAUUAAAUGCGGAUUAAAAGAUGGUCAUGCCCAAAAAGAGCAAUUUCUGUUUGAUGCUCUGUCUGAGAAUUACAGUUUUUCAAGUAUGGUGGCUUCUGCUUCACAGAGGAAAAAUUGGUCAUUCAUGUGAAAACUUUGGUUUAAACCUGCCAUCUUCCUUUGUGUUAUACAUUGCACAAAACUGUAUUUAUAUAAACUAUGGAGGGGGUAUGCCAGAGUUUGUUGCUUGUUUUGUGCAAUGAAACAAAAAUAUUUAAUUUAGCCCUGCUAUCUGUGUAACCUCCUCAAGCUUAGUAGUUAGCCGCUGAAAUACUUUUUUCAAGGUCAUAAGUUAAUCCACACCUGUUGAAAUUUCUUUUAUCUUGGUUUACCUUUGUCACUGAUUAAUAAAUUUAAUCUUAAUUCUAAGAAAAAUUUCAAACAGUUCAGAUGGUUUGAGAUUAAAAAACCCUCCCGUCAUGUGUUGGGCAAAGUCUAUGAAAAUUUGAUACGCCACAUGGUCUACUUAUUGGAAACAUGCAGUCACUAUUAAUUCAAAACUUAACCCUUUCUGUUAACUAAGAUCAGUAUGCAUAUUCUCUGUUCUUUUCUAUAUACAUUUCCUAUGGCAUUGACAAGGAGAAUUUGUUUAACAAUCAAGAGCUUUAGGAGUGGUUGAUCAUUUCCUGUAUUCUCACAACCUCCAUUUUUUAUUUCAAGAGGGACCAUAUAUGGAGAAAAUCAAUGCUAGUUUCAAUCUCAUUGGGGUUAAAGGGUGAUAGAAAAAAGCCUUCAUCAUUGGUGUAGUCAAGAUUCUGUUAGGUUUUUCACAUUUACAAAACUAAUUUAAGAACUGCAGGAGACUGUUAAGGAAUAAAGAGCAAAUUGGCUGACAGCUGUCCUUGUACACAACUGGAGCUCAGACUCAAAAUUAAGUCCCAUUAGGUGCCAGGGUCUUAACUUUCCAGACUUAAAAAACUGUCUAUGCAGGAUUUUACACAAUGAAGGUCAAGAUAUUUUAAAUCUGUUUAUUUUUGUGUAUUGUUAGUUUUUUUUUAAAUCUUGCAUGUUGUGACAUGUAUGUCUCAGGGGUGGUCUUAAUUGAUUCUAUUUUGGAAAUAAAUAGGUGCAGAAUCCUUAAGAAAAAUGAACACGAAAAAUUUGAAACAGAUUUGGAUCUCCUGCAGUGACACCUUGCUUCAAACCCAAUUAGGUACAUGGAGUACAUUCCCUCCUGUAUGAAUAUAUUUCAUAAAGCUGACUUUCACAAAAUGUUACAGGGAAUUCAUCUUAAUUCAGCACUGUAUAAAUAAUAUGCACAUACUUUAACAUCUUUAAAGGGAAUUCCAAUCUGCUUCACAAAUCUAACAUAAAAUUGUCUGGAGCCAUCUGUGAGUGUGGGUAUUUUAGUAUUUUUUAGGUUAAAUUAUUGAACAAGACUGACAUGACUGUUAAUAAAAAUCUGAUUGGUUUCAGGUAUCCCCCAUUUUUCGAUGACAACCCAUUUGGCAUCUAUGAGAAGAUACUAUCAGGAAAGGUAGAAUGGCCAAAACACAUGGAAACUACGGCGGCAAAGUAAGAUAUAUUUCCUUCUUAAAGAAAAAUUUUGUCAUCCCAGCUGUAUGCGUGCACGCCUUGCACACCCACAGAUUUAGACUGAAAGAUGCUAAAAUUGUUACAAGAUUAAACUUAAUCCAUGACCUCAGGAAUUCAACACAUGGAGAGAGAUUUUCCUGCGGUGUUUGAUUUUAAAUAUAGUUCUCUUUAAUCCUCCUUUGGGACACGCUAGAAAGAAGUGCAAGGGAGAUCAGCGUUUGAAUUGCUAACAUGCAUGUGGAUGGGAAACAGGGGAAGGGAGCAGGUCACAAGUUAGAUUAACCCUUUAAGUCCCACUAGUGACCUCGACAGAAUUUUUCCUCACACAAUCAAUACAAUAUCAAGCAGACAAGUAAUGAGAAUCAAGAAAAGUACCAAUUAGAGGAUUAUUGGUUGAUCCAAUUCCAAAUUCUCCAAACUAGCACCAUAUGAAUUAUAUGGCAGACGGUAAGGAGAAUUACUAAAGAGAUCUUGGGAGUUAAAGGGUUAAGUUUAUUACGCUAAAGUGGUGACUGAGGUUUAUUUCUAGAAUUUGCAUGUUUGACCCUUUCACUCCCGCAUGUGAUCAAGACAGUAUUUCUCCCGACAAUAAUACAAUAUCAAGCAGGCAGGUGAUGAGAAUGAAGAAAAUAUCAAUUAUGGGAUUAUUAGUUGAUCCAAGACCAAAUUCUCUGAACUGACGUCAUAAGAAUUGUAUGGCAGACACAAAGGAGAAUUACCAAUAAGAUCUUGGGAGUGAGAGGGUUAAGAUGGGGUUUAAUUUCAACCUUUCAUUUUUUUUUCUCAUUGUCCUGAUAGUAACAAUUGCUAUGAAUGUUAUGUCUAAUUGAAUAUUUUCUGUUUUUCUUUGGGCUUAUACAGAGACUUGAUUAAAAAGUUAUUAGUCCAUGACAGAACAAGAAGAUUGGGAAGUAUGAAGGUACAUUAUGAUUUAAUGUUUGGCUAGAGGUGAAAGUAAAUUACCUUUGUGCAAUCUUAAAAUUCUCAUAGCAAUACCUCAGAUACCUAUUGUAGGUUGAUCUGUUUCAUUAGAGAUGUUGCAACAAUGUUAACUGUAGCAAAAUUCAGCCAUACAAUGAAAAACAAUAAUAUCAACUGCUUUAAAUGAUAACAUGAAAAAAAAAAGUCAGGCUGACUCUUUUAGACUGUCUGUAUUUGUUUUCCUCGUACGGUCUUACGAUUGUGAACGAAAAGUGAGUGCAUAUAUUGACUUUUGAACAAGGAGGGCUGGGCCAGGCACAAUCUGGUCACAGUCUCUCAUCCCAGGACACAACAUAAAAUAUUGAUAAAUUAAUUGAUUGAGUUGUGUGAUUGAUGAAUGAUUGACUGCAUUAUUCUCUUUCUGCCUUUAAUUCUUCUUCCAUAUUGAACGGAAACUAAACGUCUUGUGCUCUAUUUGUGUUUUUUUUAUUUGUGUUUUUUUUUCAAGUUUAUCAUUAUGCAAUUUUUCAAUCUUCUAAUUUUUAGCUUACUUUGGCCCCUUUACUGUCCUCUACAGAUAACAAGUCAUUUUUAUGACCUAUUAAUUGUGUCAACAGAGUUUAGUACUAAAAUAGCGUAAUAUGCACGAUGAUUAUUAAUUAAACAACUUUAAACCCUGAAUAAUGGUGGUUUGUUUCAGAAUGGAACAGAAGAUGUGAAGAGUCACAAAUGGUUCAAAGUGAUAGAUUGGAAUUUAGUUUAUCAAAGAAAGCUCAAGGUGAGUAAAGAUUUGGUUGUAGUAACUGGCAAACAAAGAAAACCUUAUACACCUAAAAUUUGUCUGAGAUAGUUGUUUUGUUAUAUCCAAUCACAUUGGAGAUUAAAUGCUGUUAUUGACGAAUCAAAUGCGCGGAAUGCCGGAGAGCCUUAAAUUCCCCCGGGUACUUUAUUUUUGAGACCCGUUUCCUUACCUCCCCGCACUUCAAGCUAUGGAUCCAUCACUGAUUUACUGGCUUUCAACCUACUGUUUACUUAUCUCUAAGUGACGCAAAGUAUUCUUCGUGGUGAAACUUGUACGGUGAUCUAACAGACUUCCUUUGGUUUUCACCUAGGCUCCCAUUAUACCUAAGCUAUCUCAUCCAGGGGACACUAGAAAUUUUGAUGAUUACCCAGAGGAAAACUGGAGAUCAGCCCCACCUCUUAGUGGCAAGCUUCUGGAGCCGUUUAAAGAUUUUUAAUCGCAGAGAUUUCACGUGUUUUAGUCAACCAGGUGAAGUUUUCUUGACUUUAUAUGUUUUGAUCAACGUCAGUAUCUGAGCAACUGCGCCCCUACCUAGCCCCUGACCCAGCGUUAACCCUAACUUGGUAUAGGGGCCUGGUGCUCAGAUACUGAAAUUGAUCCAGAUCUUUCCACAAGGGUGCUAAACUUGUGUGGCUGAUGUAAAGAUUUCGGUAUGGUUGGUUUACUCUUUCGCUUCUAGGAGAGAACAAAAAGGAGCUUCCCUUUACAUCAGAAAAUUGUAAUAAAGAGGGGUGACCAGAAGAAAAAGGAUUAUCAUCAAGGGGAUAUUGCUUGAUUUUAAACCAAAUUCUCAGACCUUAAAUCACGAGAAAUACAUGAAGGACUGUAGGGAGAAUUUAUAUUUAAAUCUCUGGAGUGUAAGGCUUGAAAUAGCGAGCUUCUAAAACUUGCCCUGCUCUUUGUAGAGGCACUCUCGUAUUUGUUCGGCUUCACGCAGGUUGUCACUCGGCGAAGCUCCAUUUUCCGUUUUCGCGGCUUCAGUGCUAUUAUUUUCAUCGGGCAUCAGAUAAACCAUCAGCCAUGUUGGCCAUUAAGUUUGCAUUUGUUUUAAUAUUUUUUAUUAUUAUUAUUAUUAUUAUUAUUCGUUUCAGUUAAUUAUGGCCGGAUUUAACGAGUGAUCUGGUGCAAGUCAACACAAGAAGAGUUGUUUUCACUCAAAGUAUUUCACAGAAUUCGCUUUCGCCAGGAUCCCACUGAAUUGUUAUUUUAUUUAUUCAUGGAUAAGUUGUUACCUGUAGACAAUAGCGUGUACUUAUUUUUUAGACAUUCAAAAUGACACUUCCAAAUGUGAAUCAAAGCAACCGUCUGCUGUUUUAAGAUUGUAAUUAGCUAAAUUUAACAUUGUUGUGGAGAGGGUAAAUGCAAAAACUAUUUUAAGCAUAUCUUUAAUUAGUUUGAUAUAUUAUUGUUUUAAACUUUUCCUUUUAUGUUUCUAGUUUUUAUUUCUUAAGCCUCGUUGUGAUAUCGCCAUAGAAUACAUGUUAUUCAAAGCUACUUUUCUUUGAAAUUAAUUGUAGCUGAUCGAUGGUUUACACGUAAAGGGUUGGACUAAAUAAUUUGUAGGGAUUUAUCUUUGAUAAUUAAGCCUAUGAAAGGGAAGAAUAAUUAUUUCGUACAUUGUUCGUGUGGCCUUUUUGGAUUCUUUGCAGUGAUUUUGCUGUCCUAUAGAAAAACCAUGAAUUCUGGCAUGCUGAUAAAAAGUUCCUGCUGAAAUUUUUAGUUUGAUCUUUUUAUUGCAAAUCAUUGGAUGAGAACCACUUGACCUACUGUGCGCUUGGUUUUGUAAAAGAAGAUAGUGGCUCUGUUUAUUUGGGAAUGAUGGAAAAUUUUCAGCUUCCUGCAGUUUGUUUGCAAGAAAAAAAAAAUGGAUCACUGAAGUGAGAGAAAGAAUGUUCACACGACGGACUUAAAGCAUGAAAGAAAAAAAUUGGUCUGAAUUUUUUUCACACGUUUGUUACCAGUUUACAAAUAUAAAAUGAUCCAUUUCCAAAAGAGUUGAUGGUGUUAUUCUUUGAGAUCUCAUAAGAGGCCGCACGAAUCUCAUUAAAUAGAAGUGAUCCUAACCGAAAGCGGCAAGAAGCCUCAUUACUUAUCGUUCCUACCAAACCGCCGUUGGUUUGGCUCCGGUCUUUCUCCGGGCGGUUUUCUCAUUCUGUUCGUUCAUUCAACCUCACUAAACAAACCGCCUGACACUUAAUCUGCUCCAGAUUUAGCAACUUUCCGGUCAUGAAUUACCUAAGAUGAGGCUAUUUUUGUAUGCGAAUUAAAAGUUAACAUGUAGAAAAACACGGGUAUAGAGAGUCAAAUAGAGUAAAAUUUUUUGUAAAAUGACUGUGAACAGCCUACUUCAGAAUUUUGAAAUAAAAUGUCAUGUAUUAUG
Messenger RNA from Pocillopora meandrina, 12534 nucleotides. The record is from the annotation of a GenBank genome assembly. Lineage: Eukaryota; Metazoa; Cnidaria; Anthozoa; Scleractinia; Pocilloporidae.